AUGUCGAUCCCUGGUGCAGAGGACACCAUCGACCCCGCCACCUUUGAGCAGAUCCUCGAAAUGGACGAAGACGAGGAAGAGCGCGAGUUUAGCAAGAGCAUCGUCUACGACUUCUUUGGGCAGGCAGACACGACGUUCAAGAAGAUGGAUAGCGAGCUCAAAGACGGCGAUGCGAAGGCACUCAAGGAGCUCAGUGAGCUGGGCCACUUCCUCAAGGGCUCCUCGGCCACCCUCGGCCUCACCAAAGUCAAAGACUCGUGCGAGAAGAUACAACACUACGGCCAGCUCAAGGACGAGUCGGGUACAAAGGACAUCACAGAGGAGGUGGCCAAGGAAAAGUUGGCGGACAUCAUCGAGCAGGCCAAGACGGAGUUCAAAGAAGUCGAAAAGGUGCUGCGGGACUUUUAUCAUGACCAGGAGUCUUGA
Molecule: messenger RNA, 426 nt
Organism: Plenodomus lingam JN3
Lineage: Eukaryota; Fungi; Ascomycota; Dothideomycetes; Pleosporales; Leptosphaeriaceae
Source: RefSeq, a predicted model, not a curated record